Anoplopoma fimbria (sablefish) is the source of this 6830-nucleotide messenger RNA. It is a transcript of the gene diaph2, whose product is annotated as diaphanous-related formin 2. Lineage: Eukaryota; Metazoa; Chordata; Actinopteri; Perciformes; Anoplopomatidae. Gene Ontology annotation, cellular component: actin filament; cytoplasm. Gene Ontology annotation, biological process: actin cytoskeleton organization; actin filament polymerization. The record is from RefSeq and is a predicted model, not a curated record. Gene Ontology annotation, molecular function: actin binding; microtubule binding; small GTPase binding. The transcript is spliced from 28 exons. Bases 1 to 3327 code for a protein of 1108 amino acids.
AUGGAUCAAGCAAGCGGUGGGGAUGACCCGAAUAAACCCUCUAAAAAGAAGUCCGGCGAGGACGAGGGUAAAAACAAAAAGCUGAACAUACACAUAAAAACAUUGGCUGAUGAUAUGCGUGAUCGCCUUACCAGUUUCAGGAAAACAGGGAUGAAGAAGGAGAAGCUGCUUAUACAACACCCAACAGAUCCCCUCUCUACCCAGACUGAGAUGCCAGUUCCUCAGCCCCUUUUCGACGACCGCUCCCUGAACCUCUCGGAAAAGGAGAUCAUUGACCUCUUCGAGAAGAUGAUGGAGGACAUGAACCUGAAUGAGGAACGCAAAGCCCCUCUGCGUGGAAAAGAUCUCAGCACCAAACGCGAGAUGGUGGUCCAGUACAUCUCCGCUACUGCCAAAUCCAUAACUGGGAGCAAAGUUCCGGGUGGACUAAGGAACAGCAAGCAUGAGUGUACCCUUUCAUCCCAAGAAUAUGUCCAUGAGCUGCGUUCUGGCAUCACAGAAGAAAAGCUGCUCAAUUGCCUGGAGUCCCUCAGAGUGUCUCUCACUAGUAACCCUGUCAGUUGGGUUAAUAACUUCGGUCAUGAGGGUCUCGGUCUUCUUCUGGAUGCUUUGGAGAAGCUGCUGGACAAGAAACAGCAAGAGAAUAUCGAUAAACGGAACCAGCACAAACUUAUCCAGUGCUUGAAGGCUUUCAUGAACAAUAAGUAUGGACUGCAAAGGAUCUUGGGAGAUGAGCGGAGCCUGUUGCUGUUGGCACGAGCGAUCGACCCCAAACAGACCAACAUGAUGACCGAGAUUGUCAAAAUCCUCUCCGCUUUCUGUAUUAUUGGAGAGGAAAAUAUCCUGGAUAAGAUCCUAGCUGCCAUGACAAUUGCUGCAGAGAGGAACAAUAAAGAGAGAUUUGCAUCGAUUGUGGAAGGACUGGAGAACCACGAUGCCCAGCAGCUCCAGGUUGCUUGUAUGCAGCUGAUCAAUGCCCUGGUCACCUGCCCUGAUGACCUGGACUUCCGGAUACAUCUGCGUAAUGAGUUCUUAAGAUGCGGCCUCAAGAAGAUCCUACCUGAGCUAAAAGAGACAGAGGAGCUCGACAUCCAGCUGAAGGUGUUCAAUGAAAACAAGGAGGAGGACUCUAUCGAACUCUCCCAUCGCCUGGAUGACAUCCGAGCCGAGAUGGAUGAUAUGAAUGAAGUGUACCAUCUCCUGUCCAAUAUGGUGAAAGAUACCGGCUCAGAGCCCUACUUCCUGUCGGUCCUUCAGCACCUUUUGCUCAUCAGGAACGACUAUUACAUCAGGCCUCAGUAUUACAAGGUGAUAGAAGAAUGCGUGUCUCAGGUGGUCCUGCAUCGCAAUGGCAUGGACCCGGACUUUGGCAGUAAAAGAUUGGACGUGGACUUCACCCAUCUGAUCGAUCAGUGCGUGGAUAAAGCCAAAGUUGAAGAGAGUGAGCAGAAGGCUGCGGAGUACUCCAAAAAGUUUGAUGAGGAGUUCAGUGCACGGCAGGAGGCCCAGGCCGAGUCUCAAAAGAAGGAAGAGAGAAUCAAAGAGCUGGAGGGGAAGAUCCAGGCUCUGGAGUCCCAGAUAGCAGCAGGUCCAACUCCAACUGCUCCCGGAGCACCACCUCCACCACCCAUACCAGGCGGUGCAGCGGCUCCCCCUCCACCACCUCCUCCACCACCUCCACCUGGUGGCUGUCCUCCCCCACCUCCUCCUCCUCCCCCUCCUCUCCCUGGUCACGCUGGCAUUCCACCACCACCGCCUCCACCACCUCCUCCCCCUGGCGGAGGACCCCCACCUCCCCCACCACCCCCUGGUUGCGGGCCCCCGCCUCCUCCGCCCGGCUUCGGCGGCCUAGGUGGGCCUCCGCCUUUUGCGAUGCCUGUCAUCAAACUGCCUUAUGGACUGGAGACCAAGAAGACCUACAAGCCUGAGACCGUGAUGAAGAGGGUGAACUGGACCAAGAUAGUGCCUCAGGAAAUGGCAGAGAAUUGCUUCUGGAUCAAAGUCAAAGAAGAGAAGUUUGAGAAUCCUGACCUAUUUGCUCAGCUCUCCCUCUGCUUCUCCUCGCAGAGCAAAGUGAAAAAAGAUGUUAAAGAUGAGACUGAUGACCGAAUGCAACAAUUCAAGAAAAAGGCAAAAGAGCUUCGUAUCCUGGAUUCCAAAACCGCACAGAAUCUUUCAAUUUUCUUGGGCUCGUUCCGCCUGCCUUAUGAAGAGAUCCGGGACAUUGUGCUGCAGGUGGACGAGGAAAGACUGAGCGAAUCACUCAUCCAGAACCUGAUAAAGAAUCUGCCGGAGCAGAAAGAGCUGAAUGCGCUGGCGGAACUAAAGGGUGAAUAUGAAGAGCUGGUGGAGUCGGAGCAGUUUGGCAUUGUGAUGAGUUCAGUCAAACUCCUACGACCACGUCUCAACGGCAUUCUGUUCAAACUGACAUUUGAGGAGCAGGUGAAUAACAUUCGGCCAGACAUCAUGAAUGUGACAUUUGCCUGUGAGGAGGUGAAGAAGAGUGAAAGCUUAUGCAAACUCCUGGAGCUGGUGUUGCUGGUUGGCAAUUACAUGAAUGCCGGCUCGAGGAAUGCCCAGACGUUUGGCUUCAACAUCAGCUUUCUCUGCAAGCUACGAGACACUAAAUCCAUCAGUCAGAACACAACACUUCUUCAUUUCCUCGCUGAGAAGUGUGAAGAGAGUCACCAAGAGAUCUUGAGGUUUCCAGAAGAACUGGAGCAUGUGGAGAGUGCCAGCAAAGUGUCGGCGGAGAUCUUAAAUAGCAGUUUGAACACCAUGGAACGUCACAUUCAGAGGCUUGAGACCGACAUCAAGAACUUCCCCAAAACAGAUGACCAACAAGAUAAGUUUGUGGAAAAGCUGAUGGACUUCUCCAAGCAUUCAAGGGAGCAGUAUGAAAAACUGUCCACGAUGCACAAGAACAUGCAGAAGCUCUAUGAGAGCAUAGGCAGCUAUUUUGCCUUCGACCCCCACUCGGUCAGUGUGGAGGAUUUCUUCGGAGAACUGGCCAACUUCCGCAUCCUCUUCAUGGAAGCAGUGAAGGAGAACCACAAGAAGAGGGAGAUGGAGGAGAAGAUCAAGAGAGCCAAGCUGGCGAAGGAGAAAGCAGAGCGGGAGAAGCAGGAGCGGCAGCAGAAGAAGAAGCAGCUGAUUGACAUGAACAAAGAAGGAGAUGAAACUGGUGUGAUGGAUAGCUUAAUGGAAGCUCUACAGUCCGGAGCAGCCUUCCGGGAUCGGCGAAAACGCACACCCCGCAAUGACAACCGCCGCGCUGUCCUGGAAAGGUCUCGUUCACGCCACAACGCAAAUCACCAAGCUCGAUGAUCGCCCACGCCUACCACAAGACGCUAGAUAAGUGCCAAAGAGGCCUGCGAGGUGGAGACCUGGAUGACAUCUGAAGGAGGGACAGAACACCCGCCACUGUAGCGCGCACUCACGCAUACACACACAGCAACAAGUAUGGAACAAAAAAAAUGAAAGAAUCCACAUACACCGGACGCAUCUACAAAACAUCAAAAGCAGACUUUUUUUUCAUGCUGUUCAUCUGAUGCCUUACAUAUUUAUUCAACACAUUCACUCUUAAUGUUCAUGUCCUCUCCAGAUGGUUUUGGUUUAUCAAAACAAAACAAUAUAUUUUUUAAGGCUGCUGCUGUUUUUAAAGAAAGGUUUGCUUUGCUUGGAAAUCCAUUCCGAUUCCUGCAAGUCUAAGCUUCUUCUAAUCCUUUUUUUAAUCAAAAUACUACAGUUCAUAUACAGAUUUGACAUGAAACAUCAAUAAACAUUCUGCCAAGAAGGACUGCACCAUAGUGUACGCUUAUCGUCCUGAAAAAUAUACCACACACAGAACAUUAAGCAACGGGGCAGAGGGUCGGCGGUCCUUUAAAAGAACGAUGAUGCAGAAGUUUUCUUCAACAAGUCUCUGAACUCUUCACAGAGGAGGGAGUGGUUACUUAAAAUGUUUUAUAUUUUCUGUCAAUUCUUCCUUCAACCAACUUCAAGACAAUGUUACUAGCAAAUGAACAGAUAAUAAUUUCAUUUCAUUACAUAUUUCACAUAAGCCACAAGAGCUUGCUCGCCUGCGCCAAUAUUUCAGAGCAUGUGACUCAUGGAUCUUGAAACUGUAAUCUCCAUUUAGACAGGAUGCGUUUUAUUUUUAGUUGUGUAAUAUCUGUCCAAUGCCUCCAGGUGCUGAUCUUUGUCCCAAGGUCGCUUUUGCUGUUAACAUGAGAGACUGACACAUUUAUAAAUGCAUAUAACUGCCGCGAGGAUCUAACACAACCCCUUGACAUUUCCUGCAGUGACCGAGGUUUUCAGGGCUUCGAUACAUGGGUACAUUUUGUAGAUCAAAAUAUGAAAUGUUUUUAGGCUUAAAUGAACCACACGACGUAUUUUAUUCAUACUGAUGAAAAUUUUACACCUGGUGCUUGUUGUUCUUGUACAAAAUAGUUAACAUAAACUUUGCUGUAAGCUUUGCUACUCUGUAAGGACCCACUGUCACACAGUUUCUUUACGUGAAAUAUUUAUUCAUAUAUUCAUGCCUAGAGCGACCCUGUCCCCUCACUGCCCUAAACUGUAAGCAGAUGCUACUAAAAACAACCACUGAAUCCACAUGGAGAGUGGGCACGACCCAAAUAUUCGACUAAGGGGCAAGAGAAGACAAGAUGAUGCUUGUCUUAGCAAGUGAGUCUCCCAAGCCCUCCAAUUCCCCAGCACUAAUAGCAUAAGUGACCCUUUUUUCCAUAACACAAGAUACUUUAAUACCAUAACUCUGCUUUAGGCUUUGUGUCUCUGUAUGUUUGUGUGUGAGUGCGCUAUGCCAGCUCAGUAAUCGGACAGGAACCCAGGCAAAAUAGGAAGUGCUUGACUCCUUGCCUGAAUAGAUGGAGACUUUUCAUUUCAACAAUCUGCGAGUGCUGCUUGUGAUGUGUCUGUUUCAUGAUGCUUCCUCUCCCAGCCUGCAUGCUUCUAAAAACGCAAUUUUACACAUCAUCUCGGCUCAAGGUGCAUCCACAAUGCUUCGAGAAGUCUGCGUUUUUAAGAAGACAAUAGUUCUCCUGCUGUUUAAUGGGUUCGAGCAGUUACACAGAGAAAACAUAGAGAAUGAGGUUUCCGCAUAAGAGAUUGUGCGUGGAUUGGAGUUUAAAGGGUGUGUUGAAUACAGCAGGGAUAGAGAUGUGCCAUGAAAGGCACUGAUUUCAUUUUUGUAAUUGCAAACCACCCUCUGUCCUCAACACCACCACACCUGUACAACUUAGUAAAGUAUUGGAUAUCUGUUCUCCCUCAACACCAAUGAGACAAAGGCGUGACGUUUGGUGUUUUUAACCUUGUGAUCGGAUACUGUAUAUGCCAAAACAACCAGUAGUUUGUUGUUUUCAAAUUGACUCGAAAUCUUUUAUUGAUUAAUAAAUCAAUUUAAAAAAAAAUUCACAUGUGCCAACCUUUUGGGAGUGGGUGGAUACACAGUUCCCACUGUACAAUGACGGAAAAUUCCUUUUUAUUAUUAUUAUUAUUAUUUUGUUUUGUAUAUCAAAGGGAGGUACAAUUAUUUUUUUUGUCAAAGUCUUGGAAAAAUUGUACAGAAAUACAAAAAAUGUCUUUUUAAUUUCAUUCAAAUAGAUCCAAUUUGGAACUGCAAUUCAGAGGAGGCCAUUUAGAUGUGGUAACAAAAUGAUAGACAUGUAGUAUUUUUUUUCUAAAAUAAAACACUCAAACUCUUUUGUAAGACGUAACUUAUUUGCAAUUAAGAAAAAAAAAAUCUAUUGUCAUGAUGCCAUUGUAGAACAUAAUGUGCAAAGAGCGAAGGUGUCAAAAAUUGUAGAAGUUCAGAUCAUGCAUCUUUCUUGCAACAGUGAUUACUUUGAACAAACAAUGCAAUGCAACAUUGAAUAGGAAAAGUGCAUCAUACAGUUAAAAUCAUUUUUUCUCAAUAAAAGCAGCUUUAGUGCAGGCAACUUAAGAUCAUGCAAGAAACUUCUACAAUGACAACACUGUCAUCAUCCCUGUAAGUGAUUGUUGUACCCCCCAAACCUACUCCAUUUCAUCUUUUAGGAUAAUCAGUAAGAAUUCUGUGUUUAUGUAGAAAAUAGCAGGAGUGUUUCAUGUCAAAGAACCUGAAUUUAUUCCAUCAUUUUAGUGUAAAAAAAACUGCCUCUAGACAGGCCGAUCAUCCCAUUGUAUUUUUAGCUUGUGACUAACAAACCUGAUCUGGUGAUAUGACUUGUGCCCAUGGUAAUUGUAAAAUUGAGGAGGCAGGGGUAUGAAAGAUUUAUCAAAAAACUGUAUACAAUGUCAUUUUGGUGGUGAUUGGUGGCAAGCGAUUUAAUUAAGAGAAAAGUUUGCAGUCUAACUUACAGUCAAUGACUGUGUACUUUACCUCACAAGAUAUUCUGCUCAGGCAGAGGAAGAGUUGUUUGAGAUGUUUGAAUACAACAUUGCUACUAACAGAGUGAAAUAUUUGCAAAGUAUUUCUUUUGGUAAAUAGAUCCAGCUGCCACAUAUCCAGUUCUUUCCUACGUUGUGAGUGCUUACUAUUGAUUUGUGGAAGACCCAUGCGGCUGAACCAACAAACAACGCUCAUAACUGUUGACAAACCCUUUCCAACCAUGAUGUGUAAGCUGCCAUAUCCCUGCCUACCCUCCUAGUUGUCAUUGAGUAUGUUUUAUUGUCUUAAGAAACAUUUAUAUUUGUAACAUUUUAAGUUUAUUUGUAUCCUUGAGACCAUGAAUAAAAAACAUAAUGGUUAUGCACAUUGUCCUACCAUAGAAUAUGUAAUGGAAUAUGAUACUAAAUAAUAACCACUUUGUUAUAUAAACUGAUUUCUGAAAGAU